Molecule: messenger RNA, 585 nt
Organism: Plenodomus lingam JN3
Lineage: Eukaryota; Fungi; Ascomycota; Dothideomycetes; Pleosporales; Leptosphaeriaceae
Source: RefSeq, a predicted model, not a curated record
AUGCAGUCUAGUGAUCAUCAUAUACGCUGUUGCAUUGCCGAGUCGUUGGAAAAUCAUUGGGCGCUGAACAUCAGGAGCAGCAUCCGGAAGUUCGGCUACUUCUCUGAUCACAGCAAAAGAGGUCGCCUGCGUAGCGAACAGAUCUCGAAAAAAAAAGGAGAUGUCUUGGUUGAAAUUCGGUCAACUAGGUCCGAAAAUAGGAUUCCCCGCACAGACUCGUCAUCACGGAAAGCGUGCCGUUCUCAGCCACAUUCCAUGAAGCAACUGUUUUGCGCGCGCUUCUCAGUCUCUGAACGCCACCAACAGGCGGUCAUGGACGACACCAAGUUCUUAAAUCUUAUGGUAUCGUGCACCGAACUUCGAGCACAGGCUGACUGCCAAGAUCUCUCCACUAAACAGGGGUUUCUUCCCUACACGGCUAGAGCCUAUACUUCCAUCAGCCUCCUACCAUGCCGAUACGGUACGCCUUACUCAAUCUCGUCCGUCACACAGCACGGUGACGUUGAGGAGAGUUUGUAUAAGAUUCUGAAUGGGCACCCCGCAAUAACCGGAGGCAAGGGUGAACAACACCUCACGCUCCUUUGA